AUGAAGGCGGAGGUGGAUCGAUUGAGUAGUAUCCGAUUCAUCAGGGAGGUUGACUAUCCCACAUGGCUGGCCAAUGUCGUGAUGGUCCGCAAGCCAAGAAAGGGCUGGCGAAUGUGUGUCGACUACACCAACCUUAAUCGGGCUUGCCCAAAGGACAGCUUCCCGCUACCCCGCAUUGACCAGCUAGUCGACGCCACAGCCGGCCACGCCCUCCUUAGUUUCAUGGAUGCUUAUUCAGGUUACAACCAGAUCUUCAUGCACCCCGAAGAUCAGGCCCACACCUCUUUCAUUACGGAUCGCGGCCUCUACUGCUAUAAGGUGAUGCCCUUCGGCCUCAAAAACGCCAGGGCUACUUAUCAGCGUCUGGUGAAUCAGCUCUUUGCCCCCCUGAUUGGCAAUACCAUGGAGGUCUAUGUCGAUGACAUGCUAGUCAAGAGUCGCACGGCUGACCAGCACAUCCCCAACCUCUCUGCCAUGUUCACCAUCCUGAAGCAAUACAAAAUGAGGCUUAACCCCACCAAAUGUGCAUUCGGGGUGGCUUCCGGAAAAUUCCUUGGCUUCAUGAUCAGCCAGAGGGGCAUUGAGGCCAAUCCAGAAAAGAUCCAGGCCAUCUUAGAUAUGACAAUACCUAAGACGGUCAAGGAUAUCCAAAGCCUUACAGGACGUGUCGCAGCCCUGACCAGAUUUAUCUCCAAAGCCACUGACCGCUGCGCCCCAUUCUUCAAGGCCCUUAAAGGCACCAAAAGAAACAUCACCUGGACUGCUGAAUGCGACACGGCUUUCAGCGAGCUCAAAGAGUAUAUGGGCCGGGCCCCUUUAUUGUCAACCCCUGAGCACGGAGACAUCCUCGUGAUUUAUCUCUCCAUCUCAGCUUCGGCUGUUAGCUCUGUGCUCAUCCGAUCAAAAGGUCACGCGGAGCACCCAGUGCAUUAUGUUAGUAAAGCAUUGCAAGAUGCCGAAGUUCGGUACCCGGACAUCGAAAAAUUGGCGUUCGCCUUGGUCGUCUCGGCAAGACGCCUUCGACCAUAUUUCCAAGCUCACACCAUCCAUGUCUUAACCAACCAACCACUCCGACAGGUGUUGCAGAACCCAGAAACCUCUGGGAGGCUGGUCAAAUGGGCCAUUGAACUGGGCGAGUUUGAUAUUCAUUACAAACCCCGCCCGGCUAUGAGGGGCCAGGCCGUUGCUGACUUCCUAUCCGAAUUCACGGAUCCCCAAGCUUCCGCAGCUACCCAGCUCAUAACCGAACCCAAUCCCCCUUCCAGCCAGGACCAAACCCCCACCGAAGGCAAUCUCGACCUAACCCAGCCCCUGUGGACCUUAUUCGUAGACGGCUCUUCUAAUGCCCAGGGCUGUGGGGCCGGCCUCGUUCUCAUCUCCCCAGACAAGGUUGCCCUCGAGUACGCCCUUCGCUUCAAAUUCCAAGCCUCCAACAAUGAGGCCGAAUACGAAGCACUCUUAGCUGGUCUUCAAUUAGCCAAAGAGAUGGAUGCCAGGCAAGUUCAGAUAUUCAGCGAUUCACAACUUGUGGUCCACCAGGUCAACCAGGACUUCACGGCUAAGGAUGCCUCUAUGACGGCCUACCUCCAGCACGCUCGGCACUUGCUGGCAACCUUCCACGCCCACUCUAUCAAGCACGUGCCGCGCUCCGAGAAUAGCCAUGCCGAUGCACUAGCCAGGUUGGCAUCAGCCUUGGAGCAAGGAACGGGUCGACACAUCCACAUCGAGUUUUUGGCCCAGCCCAGCACACAAGCCCCACUUAUCUGCACUAUUGAUCACAGCCCUACAUGGAUGGACCCCAUCCUCCAGUUCUUACAGAACCAAACACUACCGGCUAAUCCGGCAGAAGCACGACGCGUUCGCCAUCGCUCUGCCCGGUACCUGAUCAUUAACGGCUCCUUAUACAAGCGGGGUUUCAGCCUUCCUUACCUCCGAUGCCUGACUCCAGAGGAGGGUCACUAUGUCCUCCGAGAAAUCCAUGAAGGCAUCUGCGACAACCACUCGGGCGCACGCUCAUUAGCUCAUAAGGCAAUCCGCCAAGGAUACUUCUGGCCUUCACUCCACACUGACGCCCAGGCCUUCACCCAGAAAUGCGACAAGUGUCAGAGAUUCGCCAACAUUCCACAACUCCCGGCAGAACCACUGAUGGCCAUGGUCAGUCCUUGGCCAUUUGCCCAAUGGGGACUGGAUCUCAUUGGACCGAUGCCAGAGGGCAAGGGCCAAGUCAAGUAUGCAGUUGUGGCCGUAGACUACUUCACCAAGUGGGCUGAGGCCGAGGCCUUGGCCACCAUCACUGCGGCUCGCAUCGAAUCCUUUGUGUGGCAAAACAUUGUAUGUCGCUUCGGCAUCCCCAACUCCAUCGUCACCGACAAUGGCCGGCAAUUUGACAACGCCAAAUUCAAACAAUUUUGUUCCAACCUCAAGAUUCAACUACUCCCAGAAGUACUCUGGUCCUACCGCACCACCUUUCGCACAUCCACGGGUGAAACGCCGUUCUCCCUAUCAUUUGGAACCGAGGCCGUGGCUCCGGUAGAGAUUGGCCAGCCCACAUACCGAACCUCCACUUACGAUGCCACGGCCAAUGACGAGCAGUUGGCCCUCAACCUCGACUUCAUUGACGAAGUCCGGGACCAAUCGAGCAUGCGCAAUGCCGCAUACAAGCAACGCAUCGCCAAAUACUAUGACUCCCGAGUCAAGCCCCGUGCUUUCAAAAUGGGGGACUGGGUCAUGCGCAAGGUUUCCUUGGCUACCAAAAAUCCUAACGAAGGUACCCUCGGCCCUACAUGGGAAGGUCCUUACGAGAUUAUCAAAAUCUGCCGCCCCGGCACUUAUUAG
This is a messenger RNA of Prunus persica (peach), 2835 nucleotides long. RefSeq lists its product as uncharacterized. Gene Ontology annotation, molecular function: nucleic acid binding; RNA-DNA hybrid ribonuclease activity. The transcript has 2 exons. Bases 1 to 2835 code for a protein of 944 amino acids. The record is from RefSeq and is a predicted model, not a curated record. Gene Ontology annotation, biological process: DNA integration. NCBI's taxonomy places the organism in Eukaryota, Viridiplantae, Streptophyta, Magnoliopsida, Rosales, Rosaceae.